CAGCAGGAGCGAAUUUCCCGGAUGGAGUUUUGUCGCCAUAUUUGGUCGCCGGUAGGAUACGAAGAUUUUAAGCUGCUGCUGUUACUGCACCAAGAACCGCAAUCUAACGUAUUUAUUCACUUCGCAUCCGUCUGCACAAACAAACAGCGUCUCUUACCUUCACCUCUUCCACCUCCUCCCGGUCCCCGGUAACCAUGGCAGAUCGAGAGCACUUGGUUUACCAGGCUAAACUAGCAGAACAAGCCGAGAGAUACGAUGAAAUGGUGGAGUUUAUGAAGAGCGUUGCAGGAAAGGACACAGAGCUCACAGUAGAGGAGAGAAACCUGUUAUCAGUGGCGUAUAAGAACGUGAUUGGAGCUCGACGAGCCUCCUGGAGGAUCAUCAGCAGCAUUGAGCAGAAAGAGGAGAGCAAGGGAGGAGAUGGCAAACUCAAAAUGAUCCGAGAAUACAGACAAAUGGUUGAGAACGAGCUGAAAUCUAUUUGCAAUGACAUAUUGGAUGUACUGGACAAACACCUCAUUCCUUCAGCCAACACAGGAGAAUCCAAAGUUUUCUACUACAAAAUGAAGGGUGACUACCACAGGUACCUAGCAGAGUUUGCCACGGGUAAUGACAGGAAGGAAGCAGCAGAGAACAGUUUGGUGGCAUAUAAAGCUGCCAGUGACAUUGCCAUGAUUGAGCUCCCGCCCACACAUCCCAUCCGGCUCGGCCUCGCUCUCAACUUCUCCGUCUUCUACUACGAGAUCCUUAACUCCCCCGACCGCGCCUGCAGGUUGGCGAAGGCGGCGUUUGACGAUGCGAUAGCGGAGCUGGACACGCUGAGUGAGGACAGUUACAAGGAUUCGACGCUCAUCAUGCAGCUGUUACGGGACAACCUGACGCUCUGGACCUCAGACAUACAGGGAGACGGUGAAGAACAAAAUAAAACAGCGCUGCAGGAUGCUGAGGAUGAAAAACAGUGAGAUGUGAUCGCCAACAUGCUAAACCCCCUUCUCUCUCUCUCUCUCUCUCUCUCUCCAUCUCUCCAUCUGUCUGUCUGUCGCUCUCUCUCAUAUGCAUCCCUGUCUCUCAGGGAAGCUCAUGGUGUCAUAGAGAAGAGUUCAGAUGCUAAAUGCUGGUUCUGUCCAUCCCUGUCUAUCACUUUGUCUGUCUUUCCUCUCGCUUCUUGUUUCAUACUUUGGCUCUUGCCUAUUUGACCAUCUACACUAGUUUGGAAGAAUUUAGACUUUUAAAUGUUUUUGAAAUGAGUCUCUUCUGCUCACAAAGGCUGCAAUUAUUUGUUCAGAAUAAUACAAAGUGAAAUAUUAUUACAAUCUAAAAUAGCUGUUUUCUGUGAAUAUAUUAUAAAGUGUAACUUAUUCCUGUAAUCAAAGCUGAAUUUUUAGCAUCAUUACAGUUUUUACCGGUGCUCAAUUAUUAAUAAUGGCUAUUAAUCAAUGUUGGAAACAGUUUUUAGUGUUUAAUAUUUUUGUGGAAACCAUGAUAUUUUUUUUUUUUUUCAAAAAUUCUUUAGUGAAUAGAAAUUUCAAAAGAGCAGCAUUUAUUUGAGAAAAAAAAAAAAUCACGUACUAUAAAUUCAUGUACUGUCACUUUUGAUCAAUUUGAGCACCAGUAAUUCACCAUCAAUAUAACUGAACAGCAAAUCAGCAUAUUAGAAUGAUUUCUGAAGCAUCAUGUGACACUGAAGACUGGAGUAAUGAUGCUGAAAAUUCAGUUUUGAUCAGCAAUAAAUUUAAAUCUUAAAAUAUAUUAAAAUAGAAAAGUUAUUUAAAAUUGUAAUGGUAUUUCACAAUAUUACUGUUUCUCAUCAAAUAAAUGCAGUCUUAUAGAGGAGAAGUCUUCUUUCACAAACAAUCCAAAUUUUUCCAGACUUUUGAUUGGUAGUAUAUUUGUGGGGUUUUAGGGUUUUAUUUUAUUUCAUUUUUUUAAUCUUAAGUAUUUUUUAAUUAACUAUUCACUUAGAUCUUAUAUGAUUAUACGAGACCAGAUUGGAGGGUUUCCUCUCUGUAAGGUUUGGUUUUACUGCCUGUUGCAAGAUCCUCGAAUCACACUUUUAUUACAUAAGUUUGCAUUUGCGUAUUUCUUUAUCAGUGUUGUUCUGUCAGUUGUUGAGCUCAAUGGCAAUUAUCGGAGGCAUUUAUUUUUAUUUUCUUGGAGUAGAAACUCAAGCUGUUUAUCAUAAAUUCACCCUCACAAACAUUUCCUUAAAAUCUAAGUGUUUUUAUAUUUGUCAGCAGGUUCUCUGUCUGUGGUAUGGUGUGAUGUGAUGUGGUCGGUGACAAUGGGUCAAUAACUAUAAUGCUUUUAGGAAAUGAAUGCAACCCUUGCCUCACUGUUAUUCAGAGGCUGCUGCUGCAGAAAUAUUGCUAUAGAGCCGUACAUAAGAGGCUUUUUGUGUUUUAUUGGAGGAAAAAAAAAAAAAUUCUCAAGAUCAGAUGCAAAACAAGCCAGAUGCAUUAGUUUUCCUUCAGUUGAGUAUCAAGUGAAACUCUAGUUAGGGAUUUUGGUGACACUUUACAAAAAGGUUUUAUUUGUUAAUAUUAGUUAGCAUGAGUUAACAAUGAACAAUACUUAAACAGUUUUUCAUUAAUCGUAGUUCAAUUUUAACACUAAUACAUUUUUAAAAUCAAGUUAUAGUUAAUGCGCUCCAAUUAACAUGAAUAAAUGAACAACCGUUUAAUAAAUGCUAUAAAAUUUGAUUACACUAUUUUAAGGUUUCCUUAGUAUUAUGCAAUUAAGUACUGUGUAAUAUUAAUUAACAUGUAUUUACUAUAGAAUUUAAGGUUAGUUGCUUGUAAUUAUGCACAAUAUUGUUAUUACUAGAAUAAUGUGCAACAAGGAGACUGUAAAGUUAAGCAAGUGAACAAAUAUUCUGCUAAUUGCUAGUUCAUGUUAGUUAAUGCAUUAAUUAAUGUUAACAAAUGAGACUUUAAGUGUUACCAGGAUUUCUUUGUGUAUCUGUAUCUUCGUGUGUCUGGCUCUCUCUCUCUCUCUCUCUUCUGUCUGCAUCCUCAUGUAUUUCCUCUGUUUCUUCAGUACAUGUGACUUGAAUCUGAUUUGUACUACUGUUAAUUCUGCCUGAAGCCAACAAACACUUGUCUACUCAUGGAGACACAGCAUGGGAUCGACUCGACCUUUCAGAAAAACCAAGACUAAGUAAAAGAACUAAUAAAACACUAUCUUUACCUUU
Onychostoma macrolepis is the source of this 3190-nucleotide messenger RNA. It is a transcript of the gene ywhae2, whose product is annotated as tyrosine 3-monooxygenase/tryptophan 5-monooxygenase activation protein, epsilon polypeptide 2. Gene Ontology annotation, biological process: signal transduction. The transcript has 6 exons. NCBI's taxonomy places the organism in Eukaryota, Metazoa, Chordata, Actinopteri, Cypriniformes, Cyprinidae. Bases 195 to 962 code for a protein of 255 amino acids. The record is from RefSeq and is a predicted model, not a curated record. Gene Ontology annotation, cellular component: cytoplasm.